AUGGCCACCACAUUGACCAAGGAUCUCACUGAGAAUUCUUUCGAGAAUCCUCCCCGCCAGAGGAUCCUCGUUGGAUCAGAAGGAAACACUUGGAUUUGGUCUCCUGACGGCUGGGACCUGACUCACUCAGCAGACCCAAGCUCGAAAUUGCCAGGGAGAGGCGUCCACCUCGAUUGCGAACUCGUCAACGUCAAAAUUGACCCAAUCAAGACGGCUUUGGUAAUCAUCGACAUGCAGAACAUCGGUUUGAACAAAGCACUCGAGCCGCCGUCCGCCCCCCCAAUGUAUGAAGCUCAGGACGCGAUUCUCCAAUACGCCAUACCGGCCGCGCGCAAGCUUGGCCUCCAGAUCAUCUGGCUUAACUGGGGCCUCCCUGAGGAUGAUCUCGCCAGCAUGCCACCGGCCGAAGUUCGCGUGUUUGCCUUCGAUGUCAACACGGAAAAGGCCGACUACGGACUUGGGGACCGGCAUGGCGACCCUGAUGAUCCUGCAAACUUCCUCAAAUGCGGUGAACGGCCAAAUCUCAACAAAUUACCAGGCACGGAGCUCGGAGAAAUCGUCUUGGAGGAUGGCAGCCGGGUCAACGCCGGCCGGGUGAUGAUGAGGGGAACCUGGAAUACUGCCUUGCAUGGGCCCUUGGCCGGCGCGUACGAGGAGGGCAAGAAAGCGGCCCGCCCAGACGUUUGGAUCCAUAAAAAUCGCAACUCUGGUCUCUGGAACGAGAAGUCUGCGUUUGGCGAGUAUCUGAAGAAGGAAGAAAUCCGCACCCUCCUGUUUUCGGGUGUCAACACCGAUCAGUGUGUCGGCGCUACUCUACAAGACGCUCAUGCUCAAGGUUUCGACACCAUCAUGCUGAAAGACGGUUGUGGAACAGAUAGCCUGCCAUAUGCAAAAGCAACUUACGAGUUCAAUUGUGCCCGAUGCUGGGGCUUUCUAACCAGCUGUAAAGCCCUUGCGAAAGCAGCAGAAAUCGUCUCAGUAAAUCCAUUAUGA
Molecule: messenger RNA, 993 nt
Organism: Aspergillus thermomutatus
Lineage: Eukaryota; Fungi; Ascomycota; Eurotiomycetes; Eurotiales; Aspergillaceae
Product: cysteine hydrolase family protein
Exons: 1
Coding region: 1-993 (330 amino acids)
Source: RefSeq, a predicted model, not a curated record